Molecule: messenger RNA, 3140 nt
Organism: Arvicanthis niloticus (Nile rat)
Lineage: Eukaryota; Metazoa; Chordata; Mammalia; Rodentia; Muridae
Product: organic cation/carnitine transporter 2
Biological process (GO): transmembrane transport; carnitine transport
Cellular component (GO): membrane
Molecular function (GO): ATP binding; transmembrane transporter activity
Source: RefSeq, a predicted model, not a curated record
GCCGCUCCGCGCCUCAGAGCCGGGACGGCGGGGCGGGCCUUGCGGCCCAGGCCCAUGCCCAGUGCCCGCCCCGGCCUCAGGCCCUAUGUAAAGUUGGCGGUGGCCGAGUCUGAGGCGUUGGUGGGAACUCGCGAGCCUUGCACACAGACGCCCUCAGCGCCCCGUCUUCCGCGCCGCGAUAUCCUUAUAUCCCCUGACGGGUGCUGUGGGAGGCUGAGGACGGCAUGCGGGACUACGACGAGGUGACCGCUUUCCUGGGCGAGUGGGGGCCCUUCCAGCGCCUCAUCUUCUUCCUGCUCAGCGCCAGCAUCAUCCCCAAUGGCUUUAAUGGUAUGUCGAUCGUGUUCCUGGCGGGGACCCCGGAGCACCGUUGCCUUGUGCCUCACACCGUGAACUUGAGCAGCGCGUGGCGCAACCACAGUAUCCCGUUGGAGACGAAGGACGGACGACAGGUGCCUCAUAGCUGCCGCCGCUACCGACUGGCCACCAUCGCCAACUUCUCUGAACUGGGACUGGAGCCAGGACGGGAUGUGGACCUGGAGCAGCUGGAGCAGGAGAACUGCCUGGAUGGCUGGGAGUACAGCAAGGACAUCUUCCUGGCCACCAUCGUGACAGAGUGGGACCUGGUGUGUAAGGAUGACUGGAAGGCUCCAUUCACCAUCUCCUUGUUUUUCGUGGGUGUGCUGAUGGGCUCCUUCAUUUCGGGACAGCUCUCAGACAGGUUUGGUCGCAAGAAUGUGCUGUUUUUGACCAUGGCCAUGCAGACUGGUUUCAGCUUCCUGCAGGUCUUCUCUGUGAACUUCGAGAUGUUUACCGUGCUUUUUGUCCUUGUUGGCAUGGGUCAGAUCUCUAACUACGUGGCAGCAUUUGUCCUGGGAACAGAAAUUCUUUCCAAGUCAGUUCGAAUUAUAUUCGCCACCUUAGGAGUUUGCAUAUUUUAUGCAUUUGGCUUCAUGGUGCUGCCUCUGUUUGCAUACUUCAUCAGAGACUGGAGGAUGCUGCUGCUGGCGCUAACUGUGCCAGGGGUGCUGUGUGGGGCUCUCUGGUGGUUCAUCCCUGAGUCCCCCCGAUGGCUCAUCUCUCAAGGCCGAAUUAAAGAGGCAGAGGUGAUCAUCCGCAAAGCUGCCAAAGUCAAUGGGAUUGUUGCACCUUCCACAAUCUUCGAUCCAAAUGAGUUACAAGACUUAAAUUCCAAGAAGCCUCAGUUGCACCACAUUUACGAUCUGGUCCGAACACGGAAUAUCAGGAUCAUCACCAUCAUGUCCAUAGUCCUGUGGCUGACCAUAUCAGUGGGCUAUUUUGGACUUUCUCUUGAUACUCCGAACUUGCAUGGGAACAUCUAUGUGAACUGCUUCCUACUGGCAGCUGUUGAAGUCCCAGCCUAUGUGUUGGCCUGGAUCUUGCUGCAGUACUUGCCCCGGCGAUAUUCUAUCUCUGCUGCCCUUUUCCUGGGUGGCAGUGUCCUUCUCUUCAUUCAGCUGGUGCCUUCAGGAUUGUUUUACUUGUCUACUGCCUUGGUGAUGAUGGGCAAGUUUGGAAUCACCUCUGCCUACUCCAUGGUCUAUGUGUACACAGCUGAGCUGUACCCCACUGUGGUCAGAAACAUGGGUGUGGGAGUCAGCUCCACAGCAUCCCGCCUUGGCAGCAUCCUGUCUCCCUACUUUGUUUACCUUGGUGCCUAUGAUCGCUUCCUGCCUUAUAUCCUCAUGGGAAGUCUGACCAUCCUGACAGCUAUCCUCACCUUGUUCUUCCCCGAGAGCUUUGGUGUCCCUCUCCCAGACACCAUUGAUCAGAUGCUAAGGGUCAAAGGAAUAAAACAAUGGCAUAUCCAAGGCCAGACAAGGAUGCAAAAAGAUGGUGAAGAAAGCCCAACAGUCCUAAAGAGCACAGCUUUCUAACACCCUGUCCAGAAGAAGACUGCAUGGAAACCUGAAUGCUGUCAGAAAUGCACUCAAUGACCAAGAGCUUUUCUGUUCUGUUGACCUUGUGUCUAACAUGCUCAUGGACUGGGGCAUCUGUCCUGGAGAGUCACCUUCCUCCAGGGCCACCAAGGCUAACCACAGACAGCUUGCACAUCCCAUCACAGUGCUGGACUUGGGCCUUCCAUAGACGUUAAUGAGUCUCUUGAAACAGUGGGACUUGGAAGACUAUGAGAAACAUCUGCUAGACAUGCUUUGUUAUUUUAAAAUACCUGAUAAGGGUGCAGAUAGAACUACAGGUCUAUUUUUCCCUAAAUGAAGAACUUACAGGAAAGGAAUUAAUGUGACUCAGUGGCAGUGUGCUUGUCUAGGAUGCACCAGAAGGAAACAAAAAUUUCUUUUCAGAAAAUAAGUGAUUUUAUGGGGAGUUUGAUUUCUCAUCUUACCUAAGUUACCAAAACUCUAAUUGUGAUUGUUUUAACUCAUGACAGAACACAAGACCAAGGGAACCCUAAAGGAAACUAAGGUGGAAGCUGGUACACAAAGCAGACAGUGUGGACUGUGACUGCUCAGUCCCACAGCCAGCUGUACUGUGUGUCUGCUCAGGGUCCUGUGAGAAAUCCACUGUUGAGGCCAAGGCUUGUCUUCCACUGCUGUGUAAAUCAGAAUUCUGGCUGCCAGCCACUUACCUGUGUCUUGAAGGACAUGUAUGGAUAACAGAGUGUCCCUUCCUUCUCCCAGCACUGUCAUGGGGGGUUUGUUUGUUUGUCAUCUGCUGUUGUGUCUCAAGCUAUUUGUCCUUUAGCAGAAACAUGGGAACUGCCUGUGUUUCCAGCCCAGAGUCACCCUGGCUGGCAUGCAGUUGCCACCAUACAAGGCCUUCCCAGUCUUAGCCACUAGAGCUGCUCUGAGUGCCAAAAAUAAUAACACUAUGCUUCUUCCUUUUACGGUGUGUAAUCAUGAGGAAAAUUACAAGAAAGAAAUGUAAAUUGUGUUCACAGGCUCUCAGAGUUGCUGGCUGCAGUCAUGUCACAUCGGUGGGUAUUUUGUGUUCAGUGUGAUUGUCUUCUCUUCUGAUUAUGUUGCCAUGGUGCUGCGAAAGCACACGCUUCACCCACCUAAAAUACAAAACAAACAGAAAAAUCUGUAUUUUGUGAAAGCUACUGAAGUGCCUUGGGCAAUGAAAUGGUUUUAAUAAACAAUGAUUUUUUUUAAAUAAUA